CUGGUGUUAGAUAUAAAUACUGGUCAAGAAUUCAAUCAAAGAAUCAUUCCAUUCCAUUGAACAUUGAUCAAUUGAACAAUCAAGAAAAAAAAAUCAUCAUGUUUCGAUUAACCAUUUGUUUGGCUUUGGUUGGCAUGGCUGCCGCUGCCGCUUUUAUGCCAUUAUCAGUAUCACAUGGUAAUUUGUAUUCGGGCACUAAAUUUAUCUCUAGCGGUAAUUAUGGCCUUGGCGGUCUAUCAUUGUUGGCUCGACCAUCAAUGAUGACUACCAAUUAUUUGACUUAUGCUGCUCAACCGAAUUUAUUGGCCGCACAAGCUAUCGAAACCGGACCAAUCGUUGCUGCUGUUAACUCGAAUCAUAAAUUAUCAAUGUACGAUGUACCAUCCACAUUUUCGGCAAUGGCUCCAUUGAAUAUCGAAGUUCCAUCAUCGUCACCAACAGUGAAUUUCUUGAUGAAAUCACGAUCAUCCAACAUUAAUGUUGAAAGCCUCCAUGAAGGUCAAGCUGGAACUUUGAAAGAAACCGCCUCUGAAGAUCAACCACACAUCAAUCGCCAUACUGUUCAUCGUCCAAUAGUACAGGAAGUGCGAGAAAUUAUUUCACCAUAUCGACGAAUUGAACAAAAAAUCAAUCCAGUACAAGAACAAAUGGAAACUAUUGUUCCACGUGGUCAACAACAAAUCGCCUAUGCUGCUCAACCACUUUCCAUUGCACAACCGAUUGUACAAACAGCAGUUCCGUUGAUACAAGCACGAGCUCCUGCCGUUUCGGUUAUCGGUUUGAAAUCAUAUGGUUUGACUGAUUUCGCUGGUGCUGCAUACAAACCAUAAAUAAAAAACACAUCCAUGUUACAGCAGGCAAAAUCAUUUUUUUUCUAUUCAAAAACAAAAAAAAAAAAAACAAACAGGAAAAUUCCAUUGAAUUCUGCUGCUGCCAAAAAAAAAAACAACACAAAAAAUGGCUUCCUGUCGUCAUAAUCUUCAAAUCAUCAUCAUCAUCAGAUAAAUGAUAACCUGCGCACAACAUUCUUAAAU
This is a messenger RNA of Dermatophagoides farinae (American house dust mite), 1034 nucleotides long. RefSeq lists its product as uncharacterized. The record is from RefSeq and is a predicted model, not a curated record. NCBI's taxonomy places the organism in Eukaryota, Metazoa, Arthropoda, Arachnida, Sarcoptiformes, Pyroglyphidae.